UUUAGGAUUUACCUGGACUACAAUGCUACUACUCCCCUGGAACCUGAUGUCCUAGGGGCUAUUUCCACGGCACUGUCUGAAGCCUGGGGAAAUCCUAGUAGUUCUCAUGAUGCAGGUGUUAAAGCCAAGACAGUUAUAGACAAUGCCAGGAGCAGUGUAGCUACCAUGGUGGGAGCAAAGUCCUCUGACAUUUUGUUCACCUCAGGAGGGACAGAGGCUAACAACAUGAUCCUACAAACGGCUCUAAAACACUUCCACCUCUGCCAAGAAAUCACAAAUGGAACUGACCCCACUAGGGGAGAUAAUUCUGAUCAGCUUCCUCACUUCAUCACCUCUAACAUGGAACAUGAUUCUGUGAAACUUGUCCUAGAGAACCUGGCUGAGGAGGGAAUCGCUAGUGUGACCUUCGUACCUGCCUCUCAGAAGACCGGCUGUGUUAUAAAAGAGGAUGUGAUUGCUGCUGUUCGUCCAUCUACCUGUAUGAUAACUCUUAUGUUGGCUAACAAUGAAACAGGUGUGAUACAGCCCAUAAAGGAUAUCUUUGAGAGUAUCCGUCAUAUUAACAUGAGUCGUAAGAACCUGCCGCGGAUCUUGCUCCACACAGAUGCUGCUCAGGCUAUUGGUAAGAUAGAGGUGGAUGUCGUGGAAUUGGAUGUGGAUUAUCUCAGCAUUGUGGGACACAAGUUCUAUGGCCCACGUAUUGGAGCUGUGUUCGUGAGAAACUUAGGGAGCAAGGAAGUACCACUUUAUCCUAUGUUGUAUGGAGGGGGACAGGAACGAAACUUUAGACCAGGGACAGAGAAUACUGGUAUGAUAGCAGGACUGGGAAAGGCUGCUGAACUGGUGGUCCAGUACCUAAAUAACUACAGCAAACAUAUGGCCACUGUGAGGGACUACCUAGAGACACGAUUACAGGAAGUGUUUGGGGAUCGCAUCCAUCUCAAUGGAAAAUUUGCCACCAGCGAACGUCUUCCCAAUACCUGUAAUGUGUCGGUCUUAGGACAAGGACUAUUUGGUCACGUGAUAUUAUCUCACUGUGACAAACUGCAGGCCAGUGUUGGUGCGGCAUGCCAUGCCCAGAACAGACCGUCGCACAUACUGCUAGCUAUUGGCAUUCCUGAAUCUGUUGCCAGAAAUGCACUGAGGCUCUCAGUGGGAAGGGAGACAACUCUAUCAGAUAUUGACACAAUCAUUGAUGACCUGAAACAAGCCGUGGAAUUCAUCGAGAACGACUCUCAUACUACAGAAUCCAUAACUUGCUGAGACUAUCAUACAUACCAUAAUCAUUGUUAUCACUGUCAAAUCAAACGUUUUAGAGUUACAGAUGUACAUCCUUAUCUAAAAAAAAAAAAACAGUAUCAGUGAUGCUUUAGGCAAAGACUUCUUACAAUUUAUACUCAAAAAUUUCACUCUCUGAAAAAAAAAAUGGUUUUCGAUCAGUCUAAACUUUGCCAUUGCCACACACAUGAUUAUUUCAGUAAGGAGUAGUGAAACCAUCUCUUUGUUGUUAAAUUUGUCGUUUUUUUGGAAGGAUAGAAAUGGUGAAAGUUUCAUGAUAUACAGCAAUAUUUUUGAAAUAUUUUUUUUAUAGAAGAAAGAAGUAUACUAACCAAUUAUGUAAAAAAUAACAUUUUUUGAAGCAACACUUAAUUAAGGUCGUUUCUGUUUUAUUCAAUGAGGCUGAACUUUAUUUCACAAAUUAAUAUUACUGUUAAAAAAAAAUAAAAAUGAUACGAAUUCCCAAACUGAAAAUAGUGCAUAAAGGCUGCGGCAAUUUACAAAUUAUUUCAAUUUUGAUGUGUGCAAAAAAAGGUGUAAAACACUGAAGAUGUUUAUGUAUUGAAAUGAUAUUAGUUUAUUUUUUAACAAACAUUUCAACAAUGAAGAUGUUGGAUGCAUUAUCCUGGAAGUUAAAGAAUCAGAGUAUGACAUUAAACUUGAUAUUUUCUUGCCAUUUAAAAUAUUAGCUAUAUCAUAGGUAUUUACAAGCUUAAUCGAUGUCCUGUUCUCAUCAGAACUCUGCUAGAGUUACAGCUACAGUUUUAUUUUGGCUGUGUCAAGCUCUUCAUGUCUAAAGGUUGUGAUGUUUAUUUAAACCUGAACAGCAGUAAUUCAGUUCUAUUUCUGAUGAAAUAUAGGGAAGAUUUCCAAUAACAUAUUUGGAUAAUUCUCAAUGACAUAUCAGAAAGAUUUCCAAUAACAUAUUUGGAAGAUUUCCACUGACAUAUCAAGAAGAUUUCCUAUGACAUAUUCGGAAGAUAUCGGAUGACAUAUUGAGAAGAUUUCAAAUUUCCAAUGACAUAUCUGGAAAUUUCCAAUGACAUAUUUUAAAGUUUUUGGAUGACAUAUUGGAAAGAUUUCUGAUAACAUAUUGAGAUGAUUUCCAAUGAUGUAUCGGAGAGAUUUCCAAAGACAUUUUUGAAAAAUUUCCAAUGACAUAUCGAGACGAUUUCCGAUGACAUGUCUGGAAAAGCAUCAUUGCCAAACGUGUGUAAAUUCAGGUUCUGUAGAUCAGUUAAGAGUUGAUAAGCAACUUAUUUUUUUCCAUACUUACGAAAUAUUAAUUUAAAAUUUUUUAAAAUCUUUUUUGAAAAGCAUUAUGAAAUACUUGUAUCUUUCUGUUAUUUUAUUGAUAUUUACAACUUCUAGAACAUGUUAAUUGUUGUUCCUGCAGUGUGGUCACAUUCCAUUAAUUUAUACCCCCACUGUAUCUGUUGAAAAUUUGUAGUCAUGCUUGUCUGUUGUGUUUUUGAGGAUGAAAUAAACUAUGUUAAUUACCUAGCAUGUCCUAUAACCCUGGUAGGUGGAGAUUUUGUCCUGAAUACACAGGUUUACACAGGUAGGUGGAGAUUUUGUCCUGUAUACACAGGUAGGUGGAGAUUUUGUCCUGUAUACACAGGUAGGUGGAGAUUUUGUCCUGUAUACACAGGUAGGUGGAGAUUUAGGUGGAGAUUUUGUCCUGUAUACACAGGUAGGUGGAGAUUUUGUCCUGUAUACACAGGUAGGUGGAAAUUUUGUCCUGUAUACACAGGUAGGUGGAGAUUUUGUCCUGUAUAUACAGGUUGGUGGAGAUUUUGUCCUGUAUAAACAGGUAGGUGGAGAUUUUGUCCUGUAUACACAGGUAGGUGGAGAUUUUGUCCUGUAUACACAGGUAGGUGGUGAUUUUGUCCUGUAUACACAGGUAGGUGGUGAUUUUGUCCUGUAUACACAGGUAGGUGGAGAUUUUGUCCUGUAUAUACAGGUUGGUGGUGAUUUUGUCCUGUAUACACAGGUAGGUGGAGAUUUUGUCCUGUAUACACAGGUAGGUGGAGAUUUUGUCCUGUAUACACAGGUAGGUGGAGAUUUUGUCCUGUAUACACAGGUAGGUGGAGAUUUUGUCCUGUAUACACAGGUAGGUGGAGAUUUUGUCCUGUAUACACAGGUAGGUGGAGAUUUUGUCCUGUAUACACAGGUAGGUGGAGAUUUUGUCCUGUAUACACAGGUAGGUGGUGAUUUUGUCCUGUAUACACAGGUAGGUGGAGAUUUUGUCCUAGUUCAAGGAAUUUCCAAUCUAUUCAUUGGCCUAUAACAGGUAUGAUUCAAGCACAUUUUUCCCCAAUCCAACAGGCAAAUUGUUGAAUGUGCUAUGUUUAUAGUUCCAAAUUAAACAUAAAACAUCACUGAAUCUUGCCUAAUUGGAUUUGAUUGGCAAUCUCCAAAUAUGGUAAGGUAAGUGCCUGUAGUUGUGGUUGCCACUUGUGAUUGGCUGGUGUCUAGCUUAUGGCAAUCAUAUUGUUAUUUCAUAGAGUAUAACCAACUUAUAUUUUACCAUGAUCAAGAAAAAAGGAUUAGUGUUUGAUAUAAAAUGAUCUUGAAGGCAAAUUUUGUGUUCAACAAAAGGCUUAAAUACAAUUUGAAAAAAACAUGAUGACUUGUGUAUCAGAGAUAUUUUUGGUGUAUAUCCAUAGCUGACUUGUGGUUUGCUUCUUUUGGUAAUUCUUAUUCCCUUAAAUUUAUUGAUCUUUUUAUUUCGUUUAUUUUUGUUUAAAACAAAAAUGAAUUCAAAUGUUGUAAAAUGUUGUCAAAAAAUAAGUGAAAUAUUCUAUUGUCUGAUGUCUCAAAUCAAUAUUUCAACUUCAUAUUCAUUAUUUUGUAGACUAUAACCCAACAAACACUUCAUGAGGAUCUCUUUCAGUUUUCGCAUCUUAUGGAAACCUGUUUGUGAUUUUGACAUUAUAUGGAAGUCUGUUUGUAAUUUUGACGUUAUGUGGAAGUUUCUAAUUUUUUGGAACACUGUCUGUAAUUUUGACAUCAUGUGGAUAUCUCUUAGUAAUUUUGACUUUAUAUGGAUGUCUGUGUGUAAUUUUGACAUUAUGUUGAAUUCUGUUUGUAAUUUUGAAGUUAUGUGGAAGUUUCUAAUUUUAACUUUCCUCUGAAGUCUGUCUGUAAUUUUGACAUCAUGUGGAUAUCUCUUAGUAAUUUUGACUUUAUAUGGAUGUCUGUGUGUAAUUUUGACAUUAUGUUGAAUUCUGUUUGUAAUUUUGAAGUUAUAUGGAAGUUUCUAAUUUUAACUUUCUUCAGAAGUCUUUCUGUAAUUUUGAUAUCAUAUGAAUGUCUAUGUAAUGUGACACUGUGUGAAUGUCUCUAUGUAAUUUGACACAAUGUGAAUGUCUCUUUGUAAUUUUGACAUUUCAUUAAUGUCUAUAAUUUUGCCUUUACAUAAAUGGCUGUUUGUAAUUUUUGAAAUUAUGUGAAUGUCUAUUUAUAAUUUUGACAUAACAUGAAUGUCUGUUUGUAAUUAUAACAUUAUGUGAAUGUCUGUUUGUAAUUUUGACAUUAUG
Molecule: messenger RNA, 4820 nt
Organism: Ylistrum balloti
Lineage: Eukaryota; Metazoa; Mollusca; Bivalvia; Pectinida; Pectinidae
Product: selenocysteine lyase-like
Exons: 12
Source: RefSeq, a predicted model, not a curated record